Molecule: messenger RNA, 1182 nt
Organism: Melanaphis sacchari
Lineage: Eukaryota; Metazoa; Arthropoda; Insecta; Hemiptera; Aphididae
Product: protein charybde-like
Exons: 4
Coding region: 382-873 (163 amino acids)
Biological process (GO): apoptotic process; regulation of TOR signaling; negative regulation of signal transduction
Cellular component (GO): cytoplasm
Source: RefSeq, a predicted model, not a curated record
GCCAGCACAGCCGUCAGUCCGUACACCACAGCCGCACGUAACGUUUCGCAGUCGUUGUCGUUAGUCAGUCGAUUAACUGCCGCGGUCAGAUUCGGUUCACUCCUUAGCUGCUGUACGAACACCGACCGAGUAUCACGCCAGUGUGUGUGUGACAGGCGGAUCACUGUUAUUAUUGUUUUUCCGUUGUCGCGUUUCACGAGCGAUUAUUCGACGCCAGUCGUAAUAUCGUCGGUUUUGUUUUUUUUUUUUUAUGAGAAGAAUAUUUAAUCGCGACGAUAUAAUAUUUUCCUUUUAAACCGCCGCCACCGAAAAUCAGUCAACAUUUCUUUCACUACUUCAUUCGUCAUUACGAUAGCUAGGCGCGAAAAAAUUCCGAAAAAAAUGGAAGUCGUACCUCCGUACUAUAUACAACCGUCGUACCCGGUCCAUUCCACUCUCGGAAUCUUGAAAUUGGAGGACAUCGAGUCGGAGACCAGUGCGUUUAUGGCCUUACACCAACGACUUGAAGAAGAACUUAAGGCCGCUAAACGUGCGCAAUUGUCGUGCGGCGAAGUCUUAUUGCCGCCUGACUUACUCCACCGAAUAGCUCAUGAUGUUCUCAAAAUGGCUGAAAGUGAACCCUGUGGUCUCAGAGGAUGCACUUUGUACCUGAAUUUCGAAGGUGAACAAGAAUGCCGGAAAAUCGGUACGAUCAAAUGCGACACCAAUACAGUGUCCACUUUUGAGUUGUUCCUUACUCUCAAACAAAACCCUAGAAAUGCAUGGUCACUCAUUCCACUAUUCAUUAGGAAUUUUACAAGCGGCGGCACUAUAGUGAUCGAUCACGAAUUCACAAUAGAAAAACGGAAGCUGUAUAGGUCUUUUUUAGAAUAAAGAGCGCCGGAUGUCCGGCGCUGCCGAACGCCAAAUCCUCCACCUCCUUCUCAUUAUCAGUAUCUCAUCAAAACACCAUCACCACUACAACUAAAAAUCCAACCAUAACUAGUACGACCGAUAGUACUCGUACCACUAAUAGCACCGCCGUCGCCGUGAUUGAGAGAGAGCCAAGACUGAUCCCCUCGGAACAGCCUGUGCGUUACAAGACGAAAAACACUCGUAUCAACCAGUAGCGGUCUUUGUCGUCGUCGAUAUCAUCAAGUAACAAAAAAAAAAAAAAAAAAUCCCCAAUUUAUAAUAUUAUAA